Molecule: messenger RNA, 3035 nt
Organism: Gracilinanus agilis (Agile Gracile Mouse Opossum)
Lineage: Eukaryota; Metazoa; Chordata; Mammalia; Didelphimorphia; Didelphidae
Gene: ARMC1
Product: armadillo repeat containing 1
Exons: 7
Coding region: 90-932 (280 amino acids)
Molecular function (GO): metal ion binding; protein binding
Source: RefSeq, a predicted model, not a curated record
UCGUGAUGUGGCGGGGCCUGGAUGCGUGAAGCUGACCCGCAUAGCGUCGGUCUUAAAAAAAAGACCAUUUUCUUCAUAUGGCAUAGAAGAUGAGUUCUGCUACCAUGAAUGAAGAGCCUGAUGCACUGUCGGUGGUCAAUCAGCUUCGAGAUCUUGCAGCAGACCCGCUAAAUAGACGAGCCAUUGUCCAGGAUCAAGGAUGUCUGCCAGGCCUUAUUUUGUUUAUGGACCACCCCAAUCCUCCAGUUGUCCACUCAGCUUUACUAGCUCUACGCUACUUGGCAGAAUGCCGUGCUAACAGAGAAAAGAUGAAAGGUGAACUGGGUAUGAUGUUGAGCUUGCAAAAUGUAAUACAAAAGACUACUACUCCGGGAGAGACUAAACUUCUGGCUUCUGAAAUCUAUGACAUCCUUCAGUCAUCUAACAUGGCAGAUACUGGUAGUGUCAAUGAAAUGAACUCACGUCGAAGGAAAGCUCAAUUUUUUCUUGGAACUACAAACAAACGUGCCAAAACAGUGGUUUUACAUAUAGAUGGCCUUGAUGAUUCUUCUCGAAGAAAUCUUUGUGAAGAGGCCUUGUUGAAAAUUAAAGGAGUUAUUAGUUUUACAUUUCAAAUGGCCGUGCAGAGAUGUGUUGUACGAAUCCGUUCAGAUUUGAAAGCAGAGGCUUUGGCAACAGCAAUAGCAUCAACCAAAGUUAUGAAAGCACAGCAGGUUGUGAAAAGUGAAACGGGAGAAGAAAUGCUGGUCCCAUUCCAAGAUACUCCUGUAGAAGUAGAACAGAAUACAGACCUACCUGACUAUCUGCCUGAGGAUGAGAGUCCUAUAAAGGAACAAGAUAAAGCAGUGUCUAGAGUUGGGUCACACCCAGAAGGUGGAGCCAGCUGGUUGAGCACUGCUGCAAACUUUUUAUCCCGGUCCUUUUACUGGUGACUUAAAUUUGAGGAUCAAGGACUGUAUGAACCAACAAAGGGGCCAGUUUUCCAUUGGUGUGGUGAACUGUCAAGUGCAAUUUGCAAUAAGUUAUCAUGAAAAAUUUUUAGAUUACACAAUUACGUAUGCUGCAUUUUACAUUUUAUUGGACGUUUAACCUGUCAGGUAGUUAAAGGGACAGAGGCCUCAGAUGGGAUUGCUUUGUUUAUGGAGGGUAUUUUUUGGUUUUGUUUUCCUAUGUUUUAUCACCUCCCUUAAAAAAAAAUAUAUGGGUCCAUUAUUAAAACCAAACCUUUGUGCAUAUGCAGCUUUAAAUUUUACUUCACAUGAAACAUGUGAUUAGGCAAAUUCUUGACUCAAGUCUCAGGACUUUGUUUGCAGGGUAAUUAUUUUUAUCCCAAGUUGUACCUGAAUCAUUAAAUCUUUUUUUUGGGAGGUGUGUGGGUGAGAGUUCCUUGUUUCUAAUGAAGGAUGUUGGUUUUGGUACUCUUUACCAGGAAACCAGAGGGAAAUGUACUUGUUUAUUCUUUCCCCAUUUUCACCCCUUUUGCUUUUGCCAGGCAUUUUUGCAGAAGCUUAAUUUUCAGUAGCAUUUUGUGUAUUACAAUUUAUCCAUUUGAACCCAGUAUUUCCCAGAAUACAUUUAAAAUUUUUUUGUUACCCCCCCCAAAACAUUGGUAUUUUGUAUGAUUGACAAAGAAUUGAAUAGAAGAAACUACGAUUGUGUUGUUAUACUGCUUUCAAAGAAUAUUUAUCUUUGUGUGAUGGCGUGUAGUUAACAUUGACUGCUAUUUAGUCUGGCUCAACUCAGAUCUUGAAAGUUAUAAUUUGCUCAAGUGAUGUCCAUUAUAAUUUUAUUUUAAGUAGGAAAUGGCUUAUCAGCCAUAGUUUGUACUUAUACAUGAUCUCAUUCUAGCAAAAAUAACAGUAGUUAAAAAGCUGAUAUGAACUUGAAAAACAACACAAUGGAAUGAAUGUCUUAUGCCCCAGUACCCCUGCAGUAGAUUCUGAAUUUAAGCAUUAUCUGCUUGGUAGUGUCCAUUCAGCAGAUGUUUCCUCAUAUCUUCUCUUUUGAAUUUCUCAUGUACAUGCAGUGGCGGAUAUUAUACAGGGUAGGGUUGAGGGAGGGAGGGAGGGAAGGAUCCAAACAGUUACAAUUUCUAGACAAAAGUAGCUUUUGUUUAAAAAAAAAAAAAAAAAAAAAAAAAAAAGGUCUUGGCCCUUUAAUCUUGUCUCAGAUCCAACCAGUCAGUUUUUAAAAGAAUUUUGGCAAAGGUAAGAUUAGUUUUGUUUUGUUUAUGUAAAUAAGAUCGAAGACAUGUGCACAGUGCUUAAUUAAGCUUCUGAACUAUUUGGAAACUAAGAACAACAUUCUCUGGGAAUAUGACUGACAAACUUCAGUGCUGUUAUGAUUAAAAACCAACAGGAAGUGGUUGAAGAUGCUCUCUUUCUAGCAACAUUCGCAUCUCUUAUUACAUGGAACUUCAGUGAAAAUUUAGCCUGGAAGACUUCUUCCUUCUACUCACCUCUGACAAAUAAACACAUUCAGCAUUAUAACAGUGAAAUUAUUGCAAAAUUAAUACCACUAAUGAAAGUCUUGAAUUCAUUCAUUUGAAUUGCAGCUUUCUGGAAGAUUUCGAAAGGGACAUAGCUGUUUGUGGGGUGUUUUUUAAAAAAUAAUAUGUAAUUUUUGAUUCAGGUGACACGCACAGGCUGAAAAUACAAGCUUUGAGGAGCAUGUAUUGCUUUAAAUAUGUAAUACAACUUGCUGCCUAGAAUGUUACAGUACCAGAUGUGUUUUUUUAAAAAAAUCAUCCUUUCUCUAGCCGUGAAUGCAAAGUUUACUUUUCUGAAUUAACAACUAUUUGCAUUUUAUUUUGCAUUACAAAUACAUCUACUUGUUAAAUAAUAACAUCCCUUUGAUAGUAAUGGUUCAGUACAAGUAAGUAUUACAGUUCUGAUGUUUGUGUGUUUAAAUUCAAAGUAUGCUUCUUUUGCCAGUAUUGCAGAUCUUGUAGAACAGUUAAGGCAUCUGUAAGGCAUUUCUUUUUUCUUUCUUUUUUUUUUUGAAAUAUAUUGUAAAAUAAUAAAAAGUAAUGUAAC